AUGAUAGAAAGAGUAGAGAUGCCUAGGCACAACAUUUGGAUCAAUGGUGAAUAUAUCUAUAUAUUCGGUGGUUCAAACAGCUAUAGAACUUUUAAUAUUUGGUAUAGAUUCUCAGUGAAAACCAAAACAAUCGAUCAAUCAGAUAGAUUUAAUAUUGAAUUGAAAUUGGUAACUAUCUCAGAAGAUCCAUACGAAUCCAUAGAAGAUGAAUGUGAUUUACUCUGGCGUUUUGUACAUCCACCACCGAUGCCAAUUAAAGAAUAA
Messenger RNA from Heterostelium album PN500, 264 nucleotides. Its product is annotated as kelch repeat-containing protein. Gene Ontology annotation, molecular function: protein binding. The record is from RefSeq and is a predicted model, not a curated record. The transcript has 2 exons. Lineage: Eukaryota; Evosea; Eumycetozoa; Acytosteliales; Acytosteliaceae. Bases 1 to 264 code for a protein of 87 amino acids.